GUAUUUAUUUUUUGGCCAAGUCAUAAAAGAGGAUGAAGGUUUAUUGUUUUGAUUUGUAAAAUAGGAAAGAAAAUAAUUAUACGCGUGAAGAGAUAAGAAAGAAAAUAAAUGCCCACAGUUUGAAGAACGAAAAUUGAAUCAGUAUAAGUAAAGUUGUGGAUCUAAAUCAGCAUAUUCCGAACGAAAACAAUGUCUUCUGGAACGGUAGCGGGGAUUCAAGGCCAACCUUUGGAGGUCACGGUGGUUUCUUGCGCGAAAUUGAAGGAUACUGAAUGGAUUUCAAGACAAGAUCCCUACGUUUGUCUUGAAUAUGCUUCCACCAAAUUCCGAACCAGAACAAGCACAGACGGUGGAAAACAUCCGGUGUUUCAAGAGAAGUUCGUGGUGCCGCUGAUUGAAGGUCUUCGUGAACUCACUGUUGUUGUUUGGAACAGCAAUACUGUCACAUUCGAUGAUUUUAUCGGUACCGGGAAGGUUCAAUUGAACAAGGUUUUGUCUCAAGGAUUUGAUGAUUCUUCUUGGCCACUUCAAACUAAAUCUGGCAGACAUGCAGGUGAAAUAAAACUUAUAUUGCAUUAUGCAAAUGCCAAACUAAAUCAGCAGAAACUAGGCUCCUCCUCAAGCCAUACUCCUAUUUCCUAUGCGGCGACACCCGCAGGUUCCUCUUACUACCCACAACAGCAGCAGCAGCCAUCAUACUCUAAUUAUCACCAUCCAACACCUGCUCCUGCUCUUGCUUAUCCUCCUCCUCCUGCUUCACAUCAUUCAUCUCCCUAUCCACCACCCUCAUCCUAUCCAUCAAUGCCAUCUCCCUAUCCACCACACUCAUCAUCACCAUAUCCUCCUCCCCACUCAGCUUAUCCACCACACUCAUCAUCACCAUACCCUCCUCCAUACUCAGCUUAUCCUCCACCUUCGGCUUAUCCACCAUCUUCAUACCCUCCACCUGCAACUUAUCCUCCACACGGCGGAAUGUACCCUCCACCACCAUAUUGACGCAGAUCUCUUACUUUAGGAGAUUAGUUUGUACAAUCUUGCCUAGGUUUCCUGCAUAAGUUUUAAUUUUGUAGCCAUGAUUGACGUGGAUUAGUGGCACCAUAUCAAUUGUUUAUUAUAUGCUCUAAAUUACAGUAAGCAAUUGGAUAUUUACUCAUCCAUCUUUGGAAUGAACACACUCUAUAUAGUACUCCUUAUUUUUAA
Molecule: messenger RNA, 1200 nt
Organism: Vicia villosa (hairy vetch)
Lineage: Eukaryota; Viridiplantae; Streptophyta; Magnoliopsida; Fabales; Fabaceae
Product: protein SRC2 homolog
Exons: 6
Coding region: 190-996 (268 amino acids)
Source: RefSeq, a predicted model, not a curated record